AUGGAAAACGUCAUAAAGAAAGCGUUGGUGCAGUUUCCCGAGCACAAUCACGUCCUCCGAUGCCUACCACUGCUUUCGCACUGGCAGGUCCUGCCUUACGAACCUGCUCUUCUCACGAGAACGCUGGACAAAACACGUUACGGAGGCAAACUGGUGCAUGCAACCUACAUCGAGUUCAAAAAGGCCUUCGAGAGCGUCCCUCACCAACGCCUCUUACAUAAACUACGCAGUGCAAGAUUUCGCGGGAACCGUUUCCUUUAG
This is a messenger RNA of Dibothriocephalus latus, 261 nucleotides long. The record is from the annotation of a GenBank genome assembly. NCBI's taxonomy places the organism in Eukaryota, Metazoa, Platyhelminthes, Cestoda, Diphyllobothriidea, Diphyllobothriidae.